Molecule: messenger RNA, 1023 nt
Organism: Exophiala bonariae
Lineage: Eukaryota; Fungi; Ascomycota; Eurotiomycetes; Chaetothyriales; Herpotrichiellaceae
Exons: 4
Coding region: 1-1023 (340 amino acids)
Source: RefSeq, a predicted model, not a curated record
AUGCAUCCAGGUACUCGAACGUUCGUGACUGCAGCUGUGGUUACAGGCUUGGCUGCUGUUCUUGUGUUCUCGCGCAUGUAUUCUCGGUUCAUUUUGGUUAAACAUGCUGGAGUUGAAGACUACUUGAUUGUGCUGGCCUUCAUCUUCUCUGUUGGACUCACGGCUGUGAUCGGCCUUGAAGUGAAAAAUGGCUUUGGCGAGCAUACGGCUGAUCUGGCUCCCGAGGCUUUCGUUACGAUAUUCAAGCUACUAUAUGUCAGCAUCAUCAUGUACAGCCUUGGACUGUUAACCCUCAAGACAUCGAUUCUGUUCCAAUACCUGCGUUUUUUUGUGCACAGAACCUUCCGACGACUCGCUUGGGCGCUCAUGGCCCUUGUCGUGAUCGGUGGCUCAGUCUUGGUGCUCACAUCUUCCCUUUCGUGUCUUCCUGUCGCCUUCAAUUGGGACAAGACGAUCGUGGGAGGUCAUUGUCUCAAUCAGCCUCCGCUGUGGUACUUCAUGGCCGGCUUCACCAUAGUUACCGACAUCGCGGUGUUGAUCUUGCCUAUGCCAGUUCUCCGAAGCUUGCACCUGCCAAGGAGACAAAAAUACACCUUGAUGGCUACGUUCGGACUGGCUGGAUUCGGCUGCAUUACUGCCAUACUCAGGCUACAGUCUCUGCACGCAUCCAGUGUGUCGACAGACAUCAUGUAUGAUGGACCACCAGCCCACGCAUGGUCGAGCGCCGAACUCAACAUUGGUAUCAUCUGUGCCUGUGUGCCUAGUCUCCGCCCACUUUUCAGCCUUGCUUUCCCAAGAUUCUUCUCCACCAGCAGACCAGAAUACCUGUCCAACCCAUAUCCUCCUGGCGCCUCGUAUCAGCGAAAUGAUAGCACAGUGGAACUAUCUCGGGUUGCCAAAACGCAAUAUGAAACGACCGCUGUCAGGUCACAGCUGGACAACACUAGUACAGAGGUGGAUGAUGACAAGGCCAUUCAUAUCAAGCAAAAUUGGUCUGUUACAGAGAACCACAUAUCGGCUUAA